Molecule: messenger RNA, 916 nt
Organism: Olea europaea var. sylvestris
Lineage: Eukaryota; Viridiplantae; Streptophyta; Magnoliopsida; Lamiales; Oleaceae
Product: mavicyanin-like
Exons: 2
Coding region: 94-678 (194 amino acids)
Cellular component (GO): plasma membrane
Molecular function (GO): electron transfer activity
Source: RefSeq, a predicted model, not a curated record
UAUUUAUAGGAAACUGCCCAUCAAAGGAGGGAUUGAGAGUAUACUUUCCGGUUUAUUAAUUGACAGGGAAGGCAUUAUUUCAAGCUAGAUAAAAUGGGUGGCGAUAGGGUAUUUACGUCUCUGCUAGUGGCGGUUCUUGUGGCGGUGACAGUUGGGGCUCAAGAGGUUCAAGGCCCAGUGCACCAUGUAGUAGGCAGCGACCGCCGUUGGAACGCUGAUUCCGACAUCGGUUCUUGGUUGUCCGGUCGAGUCUUUAGGGUUGGUGACAGAAUUUGGUUCACCUACUCAGCACCACAGGAAAGCGUUGUGGAGUUGCAGAGCCUGGAGGAAUUUCAAUCGUGUGAUCUCUCAAACCCUAUCAAGAUGUACACGGACGGUGUAAAUCAAAUUCCACUUGAAAGGGAAGGGAGCAGGUACUUUGUGAUUGGGAACCAGGAAAGUUGCAAUAAUGGUCUGAAGCUACACGUUGAUGUGAAGCCUUCCGAUCUACAGGAGCUACCUAACCCUAAUCCAUGGCCGCUGCCGAAUCCGACACCAUUUCCUCCGCAGCCUAAGCCGGAGCCUCCACCAAAGCCUGAGCCUGAGCCGACCACUCCACCCCCCUCUGCCUCGACCCAAUUGAGUGGGCUUUCGUUUGGGCUGUUUGUUGGUCUUCUGCUUUGCUUGUUGGGCCUGUAGUUUGCCCGUUUCUGAAGGAUCUGUCUGGAUUGUUUAGUAAUUGGGAGUUUAGUUGAACUUGUUUAAAUAAGUAUCUGCUUUUGUUUGUGCUAUUAAACAAAACCACAUCGCUUGGUUGUAUUUGAACCAAUUUUAUUGGGUUCUAUCAUCUAUGUGAGAUUGUUCCAGUCUUUGCUAAUGGGAUAUUUUCCAGUUUGGAAUGACUAUUUUGCCCAUAUAAGAGAAUUGGUUAAAGGCA